Messenger RNA from Meloidogyne enterolobii, 624 nucleotides. Lineage: Eukaryota; Metazoa; Nematoda; Chromadorea; Rhabditida; Meloidogynidae. The record is from the annotation of a GenBank genome assembly.
AUGGAAGAUGAUCCACAAAGUAAAGUUGAUUAUCGAGUUGAAAAAGAGAUUUUGGAUGAGCUCGUUCAAAAAGUAAUUUCUUUAGAGGAAGACAAUGAUUCUCAACACAAAGAGCAGACACAAUUAAUUAAAAAACAAAAAGAAGAUGGAUUAGAAAAACCUCAACAAAUUGAAAAAGAAGAAGGGAAUGACCGUCAAAUUGUUGAGGAAGAUCAGGACGAUGAGGAAGAAUGGGAAGAUGCUGGUGAUGGACGAGAAGAGGAUGAACAACUAGGGGAUGAAGAGUUUGAUGAUGAGCAGGAAGAUGAAGAAUGCGAUGAGCAGGAAGAAGAGGAUGGGGAGGGGAAGAAAGAAUUGGAUGAUGAUGAGAUUGUAGAAAAUCCAGCCUACAUUCCAAAACAUGGUAAAUUCUACAUGCACGAUAUUGACCGGUCUGUUCCUCCGGCUCGUCGUAGCCGUGUGUUUAAUCCUUCUGAGGACGAAGAAGAAGAGGAAGAUACAGAAGGUAUAUCAGCUGUAACAAAAUGUGAAGAUGACAUGCCAAAAACAAGGGCGGAACGCGUCAAUAAAUGGAAACAUGACAUGUUUGAUGAACGUGCACAAGAUUCGCCGUUAUGGACGUGA